Molecule: messenger RNA, 2049 nt
Organism: Cladocopium goreaui
Lineage: Eukaryota; Dinophyceae; Suessiales; Symbiodiniaceae
Source: the annotation of a GenBank genome assembly
AUGAACAUCCCAAGCAGACCACCAUGGGCAUCCUCUUACCAAAGCUUUUGGACAUUUGGCCGGGGACGCUUGGAAGCACUAAAGCUGUGCCAGUUUAGCUGGCUUUGGGAUGACCAGACAGCCGGUGGGUUGUUUGUGGGGAGGGUCAUGGCGAAGCUGCUGGAGUUUGCGUCCAUGCCCGUGCCGCCACGGCACGUGCGGCUCACGCCGCGGGAGACGAAAGUCUCGCGGGGCACGGAGGAAGAGAACAGCUGGACCAAAAGACAAAGACAUUGGAGGAACAUCAAGGCCCAGCUGGCUGCCAAGGCGGCGGAGAAGCAAGCGCAGCAGCGGGAGAAGCCGCUGACGCUGAUUGGUGGAGGAGAGAAGCCCCACCUGCCGCCUCUGCCCAAGUCCCUGCAGCACGCGCAGAUCCCGGCGAAGGAUGUGGAACAGAUCCAGUCCACCUACCACUGGAGGCCUUGCCAGCUCAGUGAGCACGUCUACGCUGCGGACCUGCCCGGCAGAAGCCUGGGGACUUACGUGAACACCUUGAGCUACGACCUCGGGAAGGAGACCCUGCAGGGCGCGAAACCGCUGUCCAUCCGCCUGGCGCCGGAGAACUUCACGGCGCAGGGCAGUGUGUGGUGCUAUCUGCUGGAAGAUUCCUUCAUCCAGUGCCGGGGGGUGGUGAUCGGCACCUGUCCGAAGACCCACGACCCCGAGAACGGCAGGAACAUCCAGAUCUGCCGUUUACCGGUGGAGGCGCGGCCCCGGCGCGGCCUGCAGUUUGCAGCGCUCUCGCGGGAGGCCUACGAUGUGGGCGGCCACGUGACCUACACCUCGAGCCGCGUGACGUUGACCGUGACGCCGGACGGCUGGAUCUGCGGCCACUCCACGCGGGAGAUGCAGGGAGCCAUCGACUUGUCCGCGAUCCGCUUCUGCAAGACGGGCGGCCUGUCCCUCACAGACGAGGUGACGCUGCACACGGUGGACGUGGGAAGCUCGCGCUUAGUGUGCCUACAAGGGCACCUGCACGAGUGUUUCUUCGGCUCGGACUCCAAGCGGCCGGUGGCCAUCCUCCCGGAGAGCUGCCGGCCCAAGGAGGUCAUGCACUUUGUCACCAGCGGCUCGGGCCCUGGUGGAUUCCAUUUAGUGCAGCUGCGACCGCAGAAAGGCUCGGGCAUCGGCGGCGAUCUGAUGUGGAAGGAUGGGGUUUGGAGCCAUGACCAGGUCCAUCUCACUGGCAUCAUGUACGAAGUCAACGCGGACGCCUUGGAGUUCUCCUUCCUGGAUGCCUCCUGGACGCCUGAAAUCUUGAGGAUCUUCGUGGCAGAGUUUCAGAGGUUUUUGAUCUCCAAGUUCGGCAGCAUCGACGAGGCCUGGGACGAGGCCUUCGAUCUGGACGGCCUCGGAGCGGUGAACUUCACCCAGUGCCCCGUCGUCGUGGGCUCGGACUCCAAGCGGCCGGUGGCCAUCCUCCCGGAGAGCUGCCGUCCCAAGGAGGUCACCAGCGGCUCGGGCCCUGGUGGAUUCCAUUUAGUGCAGCUGCGACCGCAGAAAGGCUCGGGCAUCGGCGGCGAUCUGAUGUGGAAGGAUGGGGUUUGGAGCCAUGACCAGGUCCAUCUCACUGGCAUCAUGUACGAAGUCAACGCGGACGCCUUGGAGUUCUCCUUCCUGGAUGCCUCCUGGACGCCUGAAAUCUUGAGGAUUUUCGUGGCAGAGUUUCAGAGGUUUUUGAUCUCCAAGUUCGGCAGCAUCGACGAGGCCUGGGACGAGGCCUUCGAUCUGGACGGCCUCGGAGCGGUGAACUUCACCCAGUUCAGCAUGGGCUGCAAGAAAGCAGGCUACGUGGGCAACGCCACACGGCUUUGGGCCGCCAUCAACCAGGCCGCUGUGGGCACCAUUUGGGCCCCUGCUAGCAAGGAUGACACGCACAUGGAUGAUAAGCACCCGCCGAAUGCAACUGGGCAUUUGGCUCAAGACCUGAGGCCUGAAAAAAGGUACAAGCUGUUGCUUGGCGGCCGACUGUGUUUCCCUUGGGUUAUGAGCCCAAACCCGUUGCCUUAG